Messenger RNA from Lobosporangium transversale, 738 nucleotides. RefSeq lists its product as hypothetical. NCBI's taxonomy places the organism in Eukaryota, Fungi, Mortierellomycota, Mortierellomycetes, Mortierellales, Mortierellaceae. The record is from RefSeq and is a predicted model, not a curated record. The transcript has 2 exons. The coding region runs from base 1 to 738 and encodes 245 amino acids.
AUGGGGGAUGCUCUUGAUCCCGAGAAUAAUAGUGGCGGUGGUAGUAGUGGCAGUGGCGGUACUGGCAGCGGUAGCAACGGUGGCAACGGCGAGGGAGAUACUCCACAGAGUGACGAGAACAAACCUGUGUCUGGAUUAGACUUUGAAGGUAGUGAAAUCCAUGGUGAUCCUACUGCAAGGAAGCAAAAACUUCGCUACGAGGGUGACCAGUAUACACCGCAAUGGGUGCGCAAUACAGGGCAGGCCAAAGAAGGUUUUUGCGAUACUUGUGUUCCGGGCAAGUGGCUUCAGUUAAAGAACAGCGCGUUUUGGUACCAUAAGCAGUUUUUUCACGGCAUAUCUUCUGUGUCUGGCAAGUUAUUUUCAAACCCAGUGAAGACACGUCAGAUGGAGCAAGAGGAUAUUGAGGGUCUUUGUCAUCAAUGCAAUGAAUGGAUUCCAAUCUCGAAUCAUAAGCGUCAAAACUCAAUGUUGUGGUAUCGUCAUGCGCAUAAGUGCCACAUCUACCAUAAGCCAAAAACACAGGGUCAGAGCUCUAAUCGAUCAUCGUUCUCGGCACCGCAACCUUUACCAACCUUUACAGAUUCACAACAACAGCUACAACAACAGCAGCAGCAGCAGCAGCAACAGCAACAACACCCUCAACACCCUCUGUCGCAAACACUAAUAGUAGGCGUGUCUGAAUCGACUGUCCCAACGACUGUAGCAGCAACAGUGUCAGCAGGAGAUAACUUCUGA